Fusarium keratoplasticum is the source of this 1884-nucleotide messenger RNA. Its product is annotated as Sulfatase domain-containing protein. The transcript is spliced from 8 exons. The coding region runs from base 1 to 1884 and encodes 627 amino acids. Gene Ontology annotation, molecular function: arylsulfatase activity. NCBI's taxonomy places the organism in Eukaryota, Fungi, Ascomycota, Sordariomycetes, Hypocreales, Nectriaceae. The record is from RefSeq and is a predicted model, not a curated record.
AUGGGUAGCGCCCCUGAAUUGACGCCCAAGCGUCCCAACUUUCUCUUCAUCCUCGCCGAUGACCUUGGUUUCUCCGACAUUGGUUGCUAUGGCGCCGAGAUCCAGACACCCAAUAUCGAUCGCUUGGCCUCCGAGGGCCUACGUAUGCUCAACCACCAUGCUGCCGCAGCCUGCUCGCCCACACGGGCCAUGCUCCUCAGCGGAACCGAUGCCCACCUCGGUGGCCUGGGAGUCUUGAUUGAGUACAAGAGGAGCGAAAGCGGGGCUAAGCGCUUUGGCGGCAAGGCCGGUUACGAGGGCUACCUCAACAACGAUGUUGCAACUAUACCAGAGGUUCUACAAGACAAUGGCUACUUUACUGCCAUGUCAGGCAAGUGGCAUCUUGGUCUCCGUGCCUCCCAAGGACCAUGGGAGCGUGGCUUCCAGAAGGCUUUUGCUAUGCUGCCUGGGUGCUGCAACCACUACGGCUGGGAGCCAGUGCAAGAGAGGCUCCCAGUCGGUGGUCGUCCAGUUCAUGCGGAAGAGGGAAAGAAGGUUGACAUGACACCUAACAAGACCGAAGACCCGAACGGAUUCUACUCGACCGACUUCUACACGAACCGACUUAUCCAAUACCUCCAAAACCGCUCCGAUGACGAUAAAUCGAAGCCCUUCUUCGGUUUCCUUCCAUACACUGCACCUCAUUGGCCUUUGCAAUGCUCCAAGGCACAGCGAGACAAAUACAAGGGGAUGUAUGAUGACGGUCCAUACGCUCUACGUGAACGCCGACUAAAAAAGCUCGUCGAACUGGGCAUCAUUGACGAAUCCGUGGUGCCGCACAAAGUCGAAACAGAGACAAUGGGUGUUGGAGAGUGGGAUGAGCUAACAUCAGAAGAAAAGAUGCUAUCCAGCAAGGCUAUGGAAGCAUAUGCCGGCAUGGUGGACUCGAUCGACGUCAAUGUCGGAAAGGUAGUCGAAUAUCUCAAGGAUACUGGGGAAUAUGACAACACAUUCAUUGUGUUUAUGAGCGACAAUGGAGCCGAAGGUGCCGCCAUGGAAGCUGUUCCUGUAAUGGGAGAUAAUAUCACCCGCGCUAUUCACCAAUAUUACGACAACUCGUACGACAACAUUGGAUCUUGGAACUCCUUCACUUGGCUCGGCCCUCUUUGGGCUCAGGCAUCAACAGCGCCAUCGAGGCUGUUCAAGUGCUUCCCCUCUCAAGGUGGUAUCCUCGUCCCUUGCGUCGUCAAACCGCCCGCGGAUACGUUCCUGCCCUCAUUUUCUCCCGGCUCAUUGAACCGGUCCUUUUCCACUGUCAUGGACUUUGCGCCUACCUUCCUCGAGUUAGCUGGAGUAUCCCUCCCUCCAGCCUCUGAGAAGACUGUGUCUACAGAGUUAGGGAAAGGCUCGGCCACCACUAAGCGCAGCAUGACCACUUUCAGGGGUAAGGAUGUACACGCGAUGCGAGGCAAGUCCUGGAUCCCACACUUUGCUAGGGGAAAGAAAAUCGAGGAUGAUGAGGUCUGGGCGAUACAUUCAUCCUCCGAACCCGUCGGAUGGGAACUGUUUGCGCGUGGUGCCCUAAGAAAAGGAGAUUGGAAGAUUGUACACUUUGACAAGACAGAGGGCGGUGCAGGAGAGGGUGACGAGGGCUGGGAGCUGUUCAACGUUGCUCAAGAUCCCGGAGAGACAACAGAUUUGGCCAAGACUGAGCCGGAGAAGCUAAAAGAACUCCUGGCACACUGGGACGAGUAUGUGGUCGAGUGUGGCAUUGUGUGGGGAGAAGUGGCUUCAUCUUCGGGCGUCAGCAAAGAUGAGGCCCCGCAGCUAUGGGAGGACGAGGUAGAGCUUCAGAAGGCUUGGAUGGGUGCUAGAGGGGGUGAUUGUCCAGUCGACUGCAAAUAG